This is a messenger RNA of Aethina tumida (small hive beetle), 3033 nucleotides long. It is a transcript of the gene Ir8a, whose product is annotated as ionotropic receptor 25a. Bases 81 to 2663 code for a protein of 860 amino acids. The transcript is spliced from 11 exons. Gene Ontology annotation, cellular component: plasma membrane; postsynaptic membrane. The record is from RefSeq and is a predicted model, not a curated record. Lineage: Eukaryota; Metazoa; Arthropoda; Insecta; Coleoptera; Nitidulidae. Gene Ontology annotation, molecular function: transmitter-gated monoatomic ion channel activity involved in regulation of postsynaptic membrane potential; glutamate-gated receptor activity. Gene Ontology annotation, biological process: synaptic transmission, glutamatergic; modulation of chemical synaptic transmission; monoatomic ion transport.
CUUAUUACAAUUUCUCAGUGUCUUAGGGCAAAACGACCAAAGAAAAAUUAAAAUAGGUUUGCUCAGAAGUGCCGACCAGGAUGAAAGAACUGAAUGGUUCCAAAAUAAAUUCAAUUCAAUCGGAGGUGACGCUAAAUACGAACUGCGUGUUGUGCAACUCGAGGAUAAUUCCGAGGACAACGAUAAAAGUUGCAUAUCAAUAUCCAGUUUUACAAACAACUGUCACAUUUUAUGUUUCAGUUUGUAAUAUAUUAACGGAAGACGUUGGGUUACUUAUAGACAUAACAUGGGGUGGAAACGAAGCUGCCAAAGAGAUAUCCCGAAGGAUAAACAUACCGUACAUCGAAGUGGAUGAUUCAAUAAGUCCAUCGUUGGUUUUACUAGACAGGUUUUUGGAUUAUAGGAACUCGACGGAUGUCGUCAUAAUAUUCGAUGAUCCUGGCUAUGUGGAUCAAGCUUUGUACUUCUGGCUGGACACGACCAGAUUACGAAUGGUUAUAUCGGAACGGCUUGAUAAAGAUUCAGCUGCAAGAAUUAGAAACGUCAGACCUACACCUAAUAACUAUGCAAUUGUUGGAACUGCCAAGAAUGUCACAGAAAUAUUUAGAAUUGCUAAAAGAGAAGGCUUAAUUAAACUACCCGACAGAUGGACUUUAGUUUUUAUGGACUUUAAAGAUAACCUAUUCAACAGGAAGUUACUAAAUGGCGAACCAAUAAAUAUUAUCACUUUCGACGACGAAUUGUGUUGUAAUCUUAUUAACUCUCUUAAUUGCGCCUGUCCUGAAGACGUCAACAUACCAAAGUUAUUUCUGGAAAACUUUGUGGAGUUCCUUGUCAAAGUACUCGACCAAUUUAAUAUAGAAAACUAUGAUUUGGGCACGUUUCAAUGUGACACCAUCUCCAACAAUACAGAUUUAAGAUCAUUCUCAGAAAUUUUUGAUAAUAUUUUGGAUCAUGAGAAAACUAUUAUGAAGGAUGAUUCUGUGAUAAGAUUGAAAGUGGCAGGCAAUAUUGGACAAGGUGAUUCAAUAAGUGAAAAUGGUUUUCAAUCGAUUGGUACUUUUAAAGAUAACACGUUAAUUGUUCUUGAAGGAAAGUCAAUAUUGCCCGUUAAGACCUAUUAUAGAAUUGGAAUAACACAUGCAAUUCCAUGGUCGUAUAAAGAAAUCGAUCCAAUUACUGGACAGUAUUAUUGGACCGGAUAUUGUGCAGAAUUUGUCCACAAACUGGCCGAAGUCAUGGAUUUCAAAUUCGAUUUUGUUGAACCGGUAAAUGGAACUUUUGGCAAAAAAAUUAAUGGCAUCUACGACGGGGUUAUAGGAGACUUGGCCUCUGGGGAAACAGAUUUUGCAAUAACGGCCAUGAUUAUGACGGCAGAUCGGGAAGAAGUCGUAGACUUUGUCGCUCCAUACUUUGAACAAACGGGGAUUUCCAUAGUAAUAAGAAAACCAGUUAGGAAAACAUCACUAUUUAAGUUCAUGACAGUCUUAAAACUGGAAGUGUGGUUAAGCAUUGUAGCUGCUUUGAUAGCUACUGGAUUCAUGGUUUGGUUUUUAGACAAAUACUCUCCUUACAGCGCCAGAAACAAUAAAAAAGCCUACCCGUAUCCUUGCAGAGAAUUUUCUUUGAAAGAGAGCUUCUGGUUUGCAUUAACAUCUUUCACGCCACAAGGAGGAGGAGAAGCUCCAAAAGCUUUGUCUGGCCGCACUCUUGUGGCAGCUUAUUGGUUGUUCGUAGUGCUUAUGUUGGCCACUUUUACGGCAAAUUUGGCAGCGUUUUUAACCGUUGAACGUAUGCAGGCCCCAGUACAAUCACUGGAACAGCUUGCCCGACAGUCCAGAAUCAACUACACCGUCGUGAAAGACUCUUUAAUCCAUCAGUAUUUCAUCAACAUGAAACACGCGGAGGACACAAUCUACAGAAUGUGGAAGGAAUUGACCUUAAACACAUCAACAGACGAUCACCAAUACAGGGUGUGGGACUACCCGGUCAGAGAACAAUAUGGCCACAUUCUCCUGGCGAUAAACGAUUCGAAUCCGGUGAAAGACGCAGCUGAAGGUUUUCGAAAGGUCGACGAGCAUCUCGACGCGGAUUUCGCAUUCAUCCAUGACUCAAGCGAGAUUAAAUACGAAAUUAGUAGGAAUUGUAAUCUUACCGAGGUUGGGGAGGUUUUCGGCGAGAAACCUUAUGCCGUGGCGAUUCAACAGGGAAGCUAUUUACACGACGACAUUAGUAAAAUGAUCUUACUGCUGCAAAAAGAUCGUUUCUUUGAAAAGCUACAGGCGAAAUAUUGGAACCACUCAGCUAAGGGUGACUGUGCAGGAACUGACGAUAACGAAGGAAUUACUUUGGAAAGCUUAGGUGGUGUUUUCAUUGCAACUUUGUUCGGUUUAGCCUUGGCUAUGGUAACGCUCGCCGGUGAAGUCAUUUAUUACAGAAGAAAACGUAAGAACAUGGAGAAACAAAAACAAACGAAACAUCAAAUCUACCCGGAAAAACUAUUUGCUCCAAAGAAACCAAAAAUGGAAUCAAUACCUCCAUCUAUAACCAUUGGCACAAGUUUCAAACCAGUGGCCACAGUUACUGGGGGAAACACCGUGAAAAUGUCACAUAUUUCGCUUUAUCCCAAAGCAAGAAAUCGCAUAACACAUGUUAAACAAUAGUUAAUUAUUAUUUUAAUUUGUUUAUUGAACUUAUAUUUAAAACUUGAAGAUUCGAAUCAUCCUUUUUGUCAAAUACUAUUACCCGAUUUUUAACAGACUAUUCUUCUUCACAUAUAUUCUCACGUAAUGUAGAACAUUAAUAAAAUAUUUAUUAAAUGAAUAUAAAUCCUUCGUAGCUUACUAGAAUAUGUUAUUAGCUUAAUUAUUGUACGGAAAUUAAGAAAUUGCUCUUAUUAAUAAUUAGUGGAUUAAAAAAAAUAGAACUUGCACAAUAUUUAUAUUAAUUACAAAUGUAAUGUUGAUUUAUGUUUCACAGGAACAAGAUAAUUUAAUAUAGUAGUAGAUAAAUAAUAAAAUAAUUCAUUUGUUU